Messenger RNA from Triplophysa rosa, 1865 nucleotides. It is a transcript of the gene syt5b, whose product is annotated as synaptotagmin Vb. The record is from RefSeq and is a predicted model, not a curated record. NCBI's taxonomy places the organism in Eukaryota, Metazoa, Chordata, Actinopteri, Cypriniformes, Nemacheilidae. Gene Ontology annotation, cellular component: synaptic vesicle membrane; dense core granule; axon. Gene Ontology annotation, biological process: regulation of calcium ion-dependent exocytosis; regulation of dopamine secretion; synaptic vesicle endocytosis. Gene Ontology annotation, molecular function: syntaxin binding; calcium ion binding; phosphatidylserine binding. The coding region runs from base 234 to 1454 and encodes 406 amino acids. The transcript has 9 exons.
AGAGAUUAGUGGUGCUUUAAUGAUUUGAAAGCACUUGAUCUUAAAGCUGAUGGGGAGGGGGUUAAACCAGCAUCAGAAUAUAGACACACAGAUACACACGUUAACAUGUGUGAGAGCUGCUGGGCAAAACAAACGUAGGCAUCGUCUUAGUCUUUACUCGGAUAGGUUUCCUCCCCAUCACAAAGAUAUCACCAAAAGAAAAUCAUUCACCAGAUUUUUGACACACAGCUGGUAUGAGGUUGGUGAGUAUGGGUGUCCGUGUACGGCGGAAUGCUGAACCUUCUGAAGCCAAAACAGAACGUGAAUUUCAUCCUACACCUCGACUUCAUCAUGACUAUGAAAACAUGAAGAACAAGUUCAUGAAUGAGCUAGAACAUCUUCCAUUGCCCAUGUGGGCUGUAGGAGCCAUAGUGAUGGUGGUUCUAGUCCUUGUGGCUUGCUUUACAUAUUGCAUGUUCAGAAAAUGCUUUGGCAAAAAAAAGAAAUCCAAAAAAGAUCGGGAGAGAAAGAGAGCAGGGCGAAGAAGAACAGAAGGGGCCAUAGGAGAUGCAGAAGGAGAACAAAAGGAGGAAGAAGAGAAAAAAGAGGGAGAAGAGGAAAAAGAGCAUGAAAAAUUGGGAAAACUGGAAUUCUCUUUAGAUUACAACUUCACUGAUGCUCAGCUGAUAGUUGGCAUACUGCAGGCUCAGGAUCUUGCUGCUAUGGAUAUUGGUGGCACAUCUGAUCCAUAUGUGAAAGUAUAUCUGCUCCCAGACAAAAAGAAGAAGUUUGAGACUAAAGUCCAGCGCAAAAACCUUUGCCCUGUGUUCAACGAGACCUUUAUUUUCAAGAUCCCCUAUGCUGAACUGGGUGGUAAAACACUGGUGCUUCAGGUGUUUGAUUUUGACCGGUUUGGCAAACAUGAUGUGAUUGGCCAGAUAAAGAUUCCUGUGAACAGUGUGGAUCUCGCGCAGCCGUUGCACGAAUGGAGGGAUCUCGAAAAUGGAGAAAAGGAGGAGAAACUCGGUGAUGUAUGUAUUUCUUUGAGUUACGUGCCCACUGCUGGAAAACUCACAGUUAACAUAAUGGAGGCCAAAAAUCUCAAGAAAAUGGAUGUUGGAGGUUUAUCAGACCCCUAUGUGAAGAUUGUAUUACAGCAUAAUGGAAAGCGGCUGAAGAAGAAGAAAACUACAGUGAAGAAGAACACAUUAAACCCAUACUUCAAUGAGAGCUUUAGUUUUGAGGUCCCAUUUGAACAGAUUCAGAAAGUCCAACUUGUCAUCACUGUGUAUGACUAUGACAAGCUGGGCAGCAAUGACCCUAUUGGCAAAACAUUAAUUGGCUAUGGUGCCACAGGUGUUGGCUUGCGUCAUUGGUCAGACAUGCUGGCCAAUCCCCGGCGUCCAGUAGCCCAGUGGCACACGCUUCAGCCUGAGGAAGAGGUGGACGCUGCUCUAAAGGCACCACAUCGUUAACCGUCGUCAUGGUAAUGAGGCUUAUAUUUCCUGCACAUUCAGGACCGACAAAGAAGCAUCCAGCUACAGUACUGAUUAUCUUUAUAGGAUGGCACUGAUAAGAACUGUUUCCUGUAGGCCCACACAAUACUACUACAAUACCAUGAUUGAUACUCUUUGUGUUUCAACUCAGUACUUCAUACUGUAUCUCCUUUCAAAGUAGUUUUAUGUGUUGUGUUUGUCUGAAUAUUUUUAAAUUCACGUUUUUUUUAAUGUGUGGAGUGGAUCUGUUGUGAAAUUAUUAUUAUUUCUCCCAAUUCUGAAAUCACCCAGUGUUUUAAAUAAGCCAAAUAAACCACAUACAGAUGUUGGUACUUUCCUUACGCUCAUUAUGCUAUACAAAGGUAAAAUGUGCUCUAAAAAUACUGGAUU